AUGGUUGGACGGCACGUAAUUCAAGCAGUCUUCUGCCUCCUUAUUAUUUUCAUCGUACAAGGGACCAGUUAUCCAGUAGAAUGUGAUAAUUUACUGGAUAGUCGGGUUAUACAGAGGGAAUUUAUAGUAUAUUCUGGUGAAAGUUCUCAUAUAGAUAAAAAUUCAUCAAAAAGUGAACCUGACCAAGAUACUGUAAUAAUAGCCAGGAAUCCAUUAAAUAGGAUAAUAUACAGUGUAUUAGUGUAUUGUAUUCCUGUACUGUGUGGGGUACUUUCUUAUAAACUUUCAAAGUACUUUAUGCAACUUAGUAAAUCCUUUGGUGUAGACUUCCAUAAAAAAGAGAAAGUUAAAUUACCAGAGUCAAUUGGGUUAGCAUCUGCAAUUUCCUUUGUCUUUGGGAUCUUCUUAUUCUCUUUGUUUUUUCCCAAUCACAAAGAAAGUCUUCUUAUUUUCUCUAAUACUGUCAUUCUAAAUACUCUAUUAGGGUACGUUGAUGACACAGUAGAAUUAAGUUGGUCUUGCAAAUUUCUGUUUCCUGCUCUGUCAAUUCUUCCUUUAUUUAUAACAUACACUGGGAGUACGUAUAUGUGUAUACCUUUGUAUGGGAUAGUUAAUUUAGGCUGGCUUCUUUAUGUUUUUCUCUUUGCCUUGGGGGUUUACUUCACUAAUGCAAUUAAUAUUCUGAGUGGAAUAAAUGGAGUGGAAUGCGGUCAGGUUCUUGUUCUUAGUGGGAUGAUCUCCUUGGAUAGGUGUUUAUUCUCUGAUGAAAAGAGUCUUUUGAGUGGUUUAAUGGGAUUUUCAUUAUUUAUGUCUAGUUUUGGUCUUUUCUUAUGGAAUAAGUAUCCUGCUAGGUGCUUUGUUGGGGAUGUAUUUUGUUAUUUCUCUGGGUCUUCAUUGCUUUGUAUUGGUUUAUUCGGUGGAUUCAUUAAGACUCUUUUUUUAUUUCUAUUCCCACAGUUAUUUAACUUUGUCUUUAGUAUGCCACAGCUUAUGAAGAUAAUUCCAUGUCCCAGGCACAGGAUGCCUUCUGUUAUUUAUACUGAGUCAUCUGAUGCCUUAAUUGUGCCUUCUGUUGUCUCUUUGGAAAGUAAAUUUCUUAAGUCACGGAUUGUAUACGGUGUGAUUAAAUUAUACAGGAUUCUUGGUCUGAUCUCUUAUACUGAGGGUAAUGGGAGAGUGGAAGUCAGUAAUUUUACUAUUCUUAAUGCGAUUCUUGUUAGGACAGGACCAAUCCAUGAAGAAACUUUAUUUAAAAUAUACUGUACCAUGCAGUUCAUCGUGUGUGCCUUGGUUAUCCUGGCAAAGUGCUACUUUUAUAGUUAUUCCUGGGGUUCUUAA
Nematocida ausubeli is the source of this 1338-nucleotide messenger RNA. RefSeq lists its product as uncharacterized. The transcript has a single exon. Gene Ontology annotation, cellular component: membrane. Gene Ontology annotation, biological process: protein N-linked glycosylation; dolichol-linked oligosaccharide biosynthetic process. Lineage: Eukaryota; Fungi; Microsporidia. The record is from RefSeq and is a predicted model, not a curated record. The coding region runs from base 1 to 1338 and encodes 445 amino acids. Gene Ontology annotation, molecular function: UDP-N-acetylglucosamine-dolichyl-phosphate N-acetylglucosaminephosphotransferase activity.